Molecule: messenger RNA, 835 nt
Organism: Magnolia sinica
Lineage: Eukaryota; Viridiplantae; Streptophyta; Magnoliopsida; Magnoliales; Magnoliaceae
Exons: 2
Coding region: 344-760 (138 amino acids)
Source: RefSeq, a predicted model, not a curated record
AAAACCCCCAAAUUCCAGAAACCCUAACCCCAUCCGCCUCAAUCCCUCCCAUUUCAGAAACCCCGAUGAGCACCCUAUCCUGCCAAAUCGCCACUCCAUCCACCCUUCUUCGCUGCAUCAAGUCUGAAAUCCUGUCAUUCGCCCCAGCGAUUGGAAAGUGGUUUCUCGAAAAAAUCCGAAACCCGCAUUUUCAGCUACCCUUUCCACCUAUUUCUCCCUAUUCAUCGGUAACACCUACAAUGGGAAGAUAGUAGACAUCUACAUACCCUGGAAACCCACAUUCAGGAGACCUCACAACUACGCCGUCAUCCGUUUCCUGUACGAAGAUGACGUGCGCGCGGCUAUGGGUUUCCUUGAUGGGAAGAUGGUGGACGGAAGGAUUUGGGGAAUCUCCUGGGCUAAACCCAGGGUUCCUCCCUCUCCCACCAGAUCAGAGCCCCUCAUCGAAGAUUCCAACUCAAGGGCAUCUCCUGCUCAAACGCUGAGCACCGGCCGCUCCUUCGUUGAUGUAGCCAAAGGCCCUACCAGAUCUGCAUCCGGACCCACCAAUCUGCCCAAGUCUCCAACCAGAAAUGCAUCCAUCCCCAUCAGUGCAAGCCCUCCUUCUUCGGCAGCCGCGCAUCUGGCGCAUGCAGAUUCUAAGGAGGUCCGAGAAAAGCUACGAGAUCUGAGCCUCGCCUUGGUGGGGUAUGCCUCCAAAAGUGACCUGUCCAUCAGCCAUUUGGUUAAAUGCCUCAAUGACUCAAGGAUGGCCAUUUAAGAGUUUUCAAGUGGCUAGUAUGGAAGUCCUUGAUCAGCCUGAUGCCCAUGCCUCUGUGAAAGAUUUAGAUUUCAG